Selaginella moellendorffii is the source of this 2439-nucleotide messenger RNA. RefSeq names its product alpha-1,3-mannosyl-glycoprotein 2-beta-N-acetylglucosaminyltransferase. Gene Ontology annotation, molecular function: alpha-1,3-mannosylglycoprotein 2-beta-N-acetylglucosaminyltransferase activity. NCBI's taxonomy places the organism in Eukaryota, Viridiplantae, Streptophyta, Lycopodiopsida, Selaginellales, Selaginellaceae. Gene Ontology annotation, cellular component: Golgi apparatus. The transcript is spliced from 22 exons. The coding region runs from base 16 to 1335 and encodes 439 amino acids. The record is from RefSeq and is a predicted model, not a curated record.
UUGGAGGCGAGCACGAUGCAUUGUCCGUUUGAUGCACGGAUUCUCCUCGUUUUCGGCGCGAUCGCAUUCCUCGUGCUCCAGAUGCGUUUGUUUGCCACUCAGUCGGAUUAUGCCGAUCGCAUUGCCGCAGCUGUUGAGUCGGAGAAUCGAUGUAUCAGUCAGCUAAAGGCUCUGAUCGAUCAAAUAAGCUCACAGCAAGGAAGGAUUGUCUCUUUGGAAGAACAAAAUAAGCGCCUUGAUACGAAGGUUCUACAGCUCUCUACCAGAAUUGUCGACUUUGAAAAUCAGGAGACGUCGUCCCAUCUUACAAGCGCACAGCCUGUGGCAGCCGUGGUCGUGAUGGCAUGCAAUCGCGCAGACUAUUUGGAUCGAACAGUUCAAUCUAUUCUAAAAUACCACAACUCUGUGUCAGCCAAGUUCCCUCUUUUCAUCUCACAGGAUGGAACAGACCAGCAAGUUCGGCUGAAAGCUCGAAGUUUUCCGCAAUUUACUUAUAUGCAGCAUUUGGAUGAUGAGCCAAUACACACACAGAGUCCGGGAGAGAUAAUUGCCUACUAUAAGAUUGCGAGACAUUACAAGUGGGCACUGAGCCAGCUUUUUGAUAGACAUAGCUUCAGUCGAGUAAUUAUUCUGGAAGAUGACAUGGAGCUUGCACCCGACUUCUUUGACUACUUCGAAGCAACGGCUUCGUUACUGGAUAAAGACAGCUCUCUCAUUGCAGUUUCGUCUUGGAAUGAUAAUGGACAGCGGCAAUUUGUACAAGAUCCAGAGGCUUUGUACCGAUCGGAUUUCUUCCCGGGUCUAGGAUGGAUGCUUAAAAAGUCUCUCUGGACCGAGCUUGCGCCCAAGUGGCCAAAGGCGUACUGGGAUGAUUGGCUAAGGCUCAAUGAAACUCGUAAAGGACGACAAUUCAUUCGACCGGAAGUCUGUCGGACGUACAACUUUGGAGAGCAUGGAUCCAGUUUCGGACAGUUUUUCAGGCAGUACCUAGAAACGAUAAAGCUCAACGAUGUUCAGGUGAACUGGAAAGAAGAAGAUCUUACGUACCUCAUGGAUGAGAAUUAUAAGAAGCAUUUCGCUGAACUUGUCAGCAAGGCGGUGCCUGUUCCGGCGCUGGAAGCUGCAAAAGCUUAUAACAUAGACGGAGAUGUGCGAAUUGAGUACGAUAGUCAGAGAACGUUUGAGGCCAUUGCUCGUCAGUUUGGUAUAUUUCAGGAAUGGAAGGAUGGUGUGCCGAGAACUGCGUACAAAGGCGUAGUUGUUUUCAGGUGGCAGACUUCACGCUAUAUAUUCGUUAUCGGGCCUCAUUCUCUCAAGGACUUGGGCAUAAACUAGAGCUUAAGGUGGAUUCAAAUUUUGACUCCUUGUUUAUCAUAGCAGGCUACACUGUUGAAUUCGUGCCGACAAAAACAUGUGAGACGGCCAUCUCAGAUAAUCUUCGAGACGAGUGAAUUCUGAAGUUUCCUCGUGGCCAAUAUUCCUCCGCGUCUUCAAACUAACGAAUUUUUGCUGGUUCUUUUGACGAAAUAUACCAAGACAGGAACAUCCGGAGGACAGCAUACGGGUCUGGCAGGCACUUUUGACCAAAGAGCAGCUACUACGGACUCUCUUCUUUUGGAGAAAUCUUUGUCCUCGGCUUUGAUCAAUCUAAGCUCGGACUGUCCAAGGAGGAAUAUAAGGCUACCCCUUCUACAAGGACAGGGGGGAUAGAAGUUGCGACGUCAGGUGGUGGUAAAUACGUGCGCUGCCACCUUCUGCCUGGCAUCUGGUAGGCUGAAGAAGUCGCCACUGCAAAUUUCUCCAGAGCAACGAAGCGACGCUAUCAGCCAGAGGAUUACCUUGGUAACUUUCAUGGUUGGGGGAACGAAAGGCACUAGCACCAACCAGCUUUGAUAUUCUGCUUACAAGAUCUCUCCUUUUACAAGAUGGCAGGGACGACUUGAUGCAUCCGGCCAGUGCGGCAGCAGCAAAGCGAUGCUGCUCUUUGCUACGGCAAGACUGCUUCGCUGCCUUUUCUCUGGCACUGCUCCUCCCCCGUGGGUGAUUAGUAAGUUAGUAACAUGUUGCAGUCGAGAACCUCCCUUUCUCUCUCAUAUUUUUCUCCUGUUCAUGCAGGUUUUUUUCGUAUCCAAGUCUAGAUUCUUCUUUGCUCCAUCGAGUUUUACAGCCAGAUUACUUUCCACUCGCAAUUUAAAAGCUCAAUGAAAGACAUAGACCUUCCAAAUCGCUUCUCGGGACUAUUUCACGACCAGAUUGUCAGUUUGAGCACUGUGGCCAAACUAUAAACUUUGCGGAGGUGAGGCAUUUGCUGGCUUUGUCUCGUUGCUUACGAUUCCUACUUCCGGCCUCUCCUGUGAUCGAUCAAAACGAUUCAACGGCAAAGGCGGUGCGAUCUUUAAAGCCACGGCACAGAAAUUUAUACGCGAAACGAUUGCUUGC